This is a messenger RNA of Salvia splendens (bonfire salvia), 2421 nucleotides long. RefSeq lists its product as uncharacterized. Bases 1 to 2421 code for a protein of 806 amino acids. The transcript has a single exon. The record is from RefSeq and is a predicted model, not a curated record. Lineage: Eukaryota; Viridiplantae; Streptophyta; Magnoliopsida; Lamiales; Lamiaceae.
AUGCAAAUUGCUUCUUCUUCUUCGUUCUAUUCUCCUGUUCGUAGUUCAAUUCAAGUAGGUGCAAUUCCGGUUGUUGUUCCGGUCAUCAACGACCCCGAUUCCGCACCAAGUGGUAUCAGCCGUUCUGAUCCGAGGCCUGAGAUGGUGGACACACGCUCUACUGACAUGCGGAGAUUGGAGGAAUCGGUCAAAGCUACUAUGGCUGAAAUCUCUGCGAAACUUGUGGACACCGAGAAGCGUCGGGAAGAAUCUGAGGCGGCGCGCGAGCUCGCUAUGAAGGAAUUUCGAGAGGAACUCUUAGCUCUUCAGCUACAACAAAAUGAGUUGAUGUCUCGUUUCACUCAACCACCAGAAGGCACUCAUUCUACUCAAUUUACUGGAGGAAUUCCACACCGGCAACAAUACUUUGCAACUCGCCAAUCUAAGGUUGGUUUUCCUAUCUUCAAUGGAGAGGAUUUAACCGGUUGGAUUCUCCGUUGUGAUCAUUUUUUUGAGGUGGAUUUAACACCGGACGAAUCAAAAGUGCGAUUGGCAGUGAUUAAUUUUGAAGGCCGCGCACUUCAAUGGUUCCAAAACUGGGCAAAAUACCAUGAUCGUCCAAUGAAUUCACCAUGGCUACUGUUUCUGCGUGCUUUGGAAGCUCGAUUUGGUGAUCAACUUCUCGGUGAUCCAAUGACAGAGCUUUUAUCACUCAAGCAAACAGGUUCGUUUGCUGACUACCAUGAUAAAUUUGAAUUGCUGCUUGGUAGAGUCUCAUUAUCUGAAUCAUAUGCUAUUAGCCAUUUUAUCAACGGAUUGAAACCUCAUGUACAAAGAGCUGUCAGAAUGUUCAUGCCACAAACUCUAGUACAUGCUUAUGCUUUAGCUAGACUUCAGGAUCUGUCGACUAAUGCUAAAGAGGUUAUGCCUUACAAUUCUAAGAGAUUUACUACCACUGAUGCUAGAUCUACAUCACAUUCAACACCACUAUUACCCACACCUACUAUACCUGCUGUAAAAACUAGACGUUUAUUAACAGAAGAGGAGAUGGCUGAAAAAAGAGCUAAAGGUUUAUGUUAUGGCUGUGAUGAGAAAUUUGAAAGAGGGCACCGAUGUGUUAGGAAACAACUGUACUUGUUAGAGAUAGAUGAUGGUGUGAGAGACUUACCUAUUGAUACUGAGAUUCAAGAGGAUGAGUUAAAUGAGGAUGAGAAUCCCCUGAUAUCAAUACAUGCUAUAAAUGGCUCUCCAUCAAGAGGUUUUCGUACCAUGCGAGUCACUGGUCGUGUGGGGAAGAAAGCCAUUCAUAUCUUGAUCGAUUCAGGUAGCACACAUAAUUUUCUUGAUCUACAUUUAGCAAAGAAGUUGGGUCUUCAACUGACAUCAGUAACACCAGUGAUGGUGGAUGUGGCUGAUGGUAAUCGUUUGGAAUGUCAAUCGAUGUGUAAAGGAAUGCAGUGGUUUUUGCGGGGUACUCCAUUUAUCACUGAUGUCCUUCUUCUUCCUCUGGGAAGUUGUGACAUGGUAUUGGGAAUACAAUGGUUGGAGACAUUAGGCGUUAUACAGUGGGAUUUCAAAAACUUAACCAUGGAUUUUACAUUAAAUGGCCGCAGACAUUUGGUUAGAGGGGGUCACAAUGAGCUGCAAGUCCAUAAGGUUUCAGAGAAGGAGAUGAACAAGCUCUUGAUUCAUAAUGAAGGGAUACAGUUAUGCUGCAUAAGAGUGACUGAAGAAAGAACCCCAACACUACUUUCUGUUGAACAAAAUGCAGAAACUGAAGCCUCACUUCCCACUGAUGUUCAACUGCUUCUGGAAGAACACAAAGCUAUUUUUGCAGAACCAUCUUCUCUACCUCCAUUGAGAUCUCAUAAUCACAAAAUCACAUUAGCUCUGGACUCCUCUCCAGUGAACUCUAGACCCUACAGACACUCAGCUAUACAGAAGAAUAUCAUUGAGAAACAGGUGUCUGAUCUCCUAAAGCAAGGUUUUAUUCAACCGAGUUCUAGCCCGUUUUCUUCUUCUGUGGUUUUAGUAAAGAAGAAAGAUGGAACAUGGCGCAUGUGUGUGGACUACAGACAGCUGAAUAAGAUCACAAUCAAAGAUAAAUAUCCCAUACCUAUCAUUGAUGAACUUUUAGAAGAGUUGAAGGGAGCCACGGUUUUCUCCAAGAUUGAUUUAAGAGCCGGCUAUCAUCAGAUUAGAAUGGAGGCUAAAGACAUUCCUAAAACAGCUUUCCGUACCCAUGAUGGUCACUAUGAAUUUGCGGUGAUGCCUUUUGGACUCACCAACGCACCAGCCACGUUUCAAAGUCUAAUGAAUGAUAUAUUUCGACCCUUCUUGAGGAAGUUUGUACUUGUCUUCUUUGAUGAUAUACUGAUAUACAGCAGGGAUAUGGAAGCUCAUUUGAAUCACUUAAGAAUGGUCUUCAAGAAACUACUGUAG